This is a messenger RNA of Aedes aegypti (yellow fever mosquito), 4148 nucleotides long. RefSeq names its product zinc finger protein Xfin. Gene Ontology annotation, cellular component: nucleus. Gene Ontology annotation, biological process: neurogenesis. The transcript has 4 exons. Lineage: Eukaryota; Metazoa; Arthropoda; Insecta; Diptera; Culicidae. The coding region runs from base 1059 to 3770 and encodes 903 amino acids. The record is from RefSeq and is a predicted model, not a curated record.
GAAGUUUCUCAUUCACGACGCAGGUCGGAGUCUGGCAGACUUGUUCGGUAGCCUUCACGGUGCGGACGCGUGUGCAUUUACUCCGUCGUCAUUUUGUUGGCCAGUCCCAGUCAGUCAGUAGUUCUGCCUCCAGCCAAAAAGUUUAGUCACCAUUGGUAGUGCUCUCGUUCGGUUAGUUUGUGUUCGUUUAGUGUUCGUGUGGAGCUGCUCUUGAGGAGUGCAUUUCUAGGGCACCUCGGCUCGGCCAUCACUUGCUCGCUUGCUUCGAUCACUGGCAUUGCCUUCGCGAUUGUGUUGCUAAAGCUGAAGCAGCUGCAGCCUACUUCUCCAUCGCCGCAUACGAAUCCGAUGUUGUAAAAGUACGACGCGAAAACGCAGUGAAGAAAGAAGAGUGUGGCUGACUUGGAUUGGAAGAGAGCUCUCAUUUCGAAGGACUUUUCCUUCUACCCGCGUCGGUGUCGAAGUCGUCGCAGUUGGCGGUGGCGGGGCCCGUAAAAUAGUGUCGCGCGCAUUCGGCGUCGUUGACCUAGAAAAAUUAGGACACGCUCUUGGUCGCGUCGGGUCGAAUAGCUUUGGGGCAGAAGCAGAAGCACAGCAGCAAGAAGGUGCGUGACCAAGAAGGUUUUUUUUUUUGUCUUGUGCUCACUCGGGAAGAAGUUCUGCAUCUUUUUGCCCGCGGCUCCUCCGUUUUCGAUGUGUCUUCGCAAAUUGGGCUCAAGUGAUGGUGACCGAAUUUCGUGAUCGUUUCCACAGCAACGACGACGAAACGAAGACUGCCCCGCGAGCAGUGUGGAACAGAGCAUAAAAAGUAGGCCCUGACUGCUUCUGCUACAUAUUUAGGUGGACCGAAAAAACGUACAACAGAAUCGGGUUCCUUAGUGGCUGUUUAGUGCCCCAUUGCAUUGUUUGGUCUAGUAGGCCUUCGCUGGGGGCGAGAGUGUGUUUCUCGUUGCUAGUGGCAGCAGCAGCAGCAACCGUCAGCCAGCAUCAGUCAUCACGGCCAACUGUGCCACCACGCGACCCAAUCAACGAAAAAGAGGACAAGGAAGUAGACGAAAAUGGAAUCAACCACAGGUGGAAACAAAGGUCGCAGCGUAGAGACGAUCAGGGUGGAACCGGACUUUUACUUUCCGGCAGCGGAGAUGGUCAUCGACGACGACUUCGAUGACGACGAUGAUCCGGAAGGAGGACAAUUGGAGAUGCACCAGAUCGACCUGUACGAUAGUCCGGCGAGCACAAAGUUAGUGAAUGAAACGAAGAAGUAUGAAGUGAUGAGUGAUGUCGAAGACGAUGAGGAUCAGUUUGACGACGGGGACGAAGACGAUAGCAAUAGUAAUAGUGGUGGUGGUGGACAGGGCAAACGAUACGAGUGUAAACUGUGUGGGAAAAACUUCGUUAGUCCGGGACAUCUCGCCAGACAUGGAAGGAUUCACACGGGAGAGAAACCCUUCCAGUGCACUCUUUGCGACAAGGCCUUCACUGAAGCGUCCAGCCUGAAGGUUCAUCUUAGAACCCACACGGGCGAGAAGCCGUACCGGUGCGAACUGUGCAGCUGGAGCUUCGCCCAGUCCUGCAAUCUUCAGUCGCACUACCGCCGCAGUCAUGGAGUCGACCCCAAAGUCACCCCACGUCUGUUCGACCAAAUGCGACAACAGGCAGCGGCUUCUGCUGCUGCUGCAGCUGCCUCCGCUUCCGCUUCCAAUGCCCCCGCUAGUUCUUCAACGCCGUCACAGUGGCCAUCGCAGUCCGGUGCCGUGCGGGCCAUGCCAAAGCUGAUCCCCAAACCGACCGGCCAGCCAUUCCAGUGUUGCGUUUGCGAGGAGCCAUUCUUCGAUCGGGACCUGCUCCUUAUCCACGAGGAAACCCACGUUCCGGAGGCUCCCUUUGAGUGUCGCUACUGCAACACCAUGUUUGGGGCUCUUCCCCACUUCAGAUCUCACGUCAAUGUUCACAAGGCCAACUUGCGGACUCAUCCACCGCAGGCUCUCCAUCCGAUCCGCCAAUCGACGGCAGGGAUCCGCGUGUUUGCCAAUGGACCGGUGGCGCGUAAGCUUGAUCCCUUACCGGACGCAGGCGGAUCGAAUGCCGUCCUGAACUCGAAUCAACCCUUUGUCCCAAGUGGGGACGAGCAGCGUCCCUACAAGUGCGUGGAAUGCAAAGCGAACUUUGAGAAGCAUGAGCUUUACUUCCACAUGCGAGCUCAUCUCAAGCAGAAGAACAUCUUCUCGAAGAAAAGCCUUAAAUGUGAGAAGUGUGAGAAGGUCUUCGAGAAGGAACUCACCCUGAAGAAGCACAUGGACAUGGUUCACCCGGUCGUCUCGAGUGUUUCCUCCGGCGAUGGGUCGUUCCUCCUGGAAGCGCUGAAAACCGAUGCCCGAUCCCUAUCCCCCGCGGCCACAAAGUCCGGCAAGGUGCAGAUCUCGUCGGAAGUGGAAGUGCCAGAAAGCGAUGACGUCAUCGAGAUCAAGCAGGAACCUGAAAGUGCCCUCGGCGAUGACCAAGUCAACUCGACGGUGUCCGAUAAUCCCAUUUUAACGCAGCUGCUCAACACGAACAGCGACCUGCAGCAGCCAAGCCAACAGCAUUCCCCGUGCAACGGCACUCCGGACAACGCUCCCGCGGACAAUGACCAUUCCAAUGAGGGUGGCUUCGUGAUCAGCGCAGUGGCCACGGUGGAUCAUAAUUUCUUGGAACGAUUGGAGCGAAUGGAACAGCAGCAGAAGAAACAGCAAGAGCAAAUGGAGCUGGACUCGCAGCCGGUGUCCUCCGCUCGACGGAUGCCGGUUCUGGAGGAGAGCCUUCGCCGCCCUCCGAUCAGCUCGAACAGAUCGUCUGCGGUCAACCUGCCGCCGAUCAUCCCCUCCGGUCCGUUCCGCUGUUCGUUCUGCCUGAAAGAGUUCAACGAGCACUUCGGCCUGCGACAGCAUAUACGUGCCAUGCACUACUCGGAAAAGCGCCACAAGUGCAAGGAGUGCAACAAAAAGUUCUCCCUAGGCAUCAGUUUGGCCAUUCACCGUCGCGUCCACACGUCGAUCCGCCCUUUCACCUGCAUUGUAUGCUACAAGACAUUCACCCGCUCGACGGCCCUCAAUGGACAUCUGUCCUCACAUUCCUACGUUCGCGUCAAGUGUGCCGAAUGCGGAGAAGUGCAGCUCAGCGUGUAUAACUACAUGAAGCACAUCGAAAAAUUCCACCCGGAUUUCAUGCAGAAUGUGGCCGCCUAUCGGACCCAAGCGGAAACUCUGAUGCAACGUCGCCGGCAGAUAAUCCUGGAGAUUACGGAAGGUCUGGCAAAACACCGUUCGGAAAUUCCCAACGUCCUUGCCAGACUUCGCGGAGAGAUCGGUCCAGAUUCCAGAAGCGCUGGACCGCGCAAAGAUAACGACGAAGACGAAGUAAGUUCCAGCGAGCAUGUUCAAACGUUCAAACGAGGCAGACCCGACUCCAGCCAGUCGGAGGAGGUCAGUUCCGCAUCGGAAGAGCAGGAAGCUCGCCGGUCAACGAUGAAACGCGAAUCGCUCCCGGCGUUACGUGCCGAAUUACGUAAACGACCCCUCCGAAGCAACACUGCUCCAGACGAGCUGGAUGAGUCGGUUCUGCCUCCGUUUAGAAAGUACGCCCGCACGACCACGGGCAGUUCUUCGCCCAAUCUGAAGCGCCUGCUGGAACAGAACAGUCCCAGUCCGCUCGCUUCGGCGGAGAACAGUCGCGAAGCUACCGAACAAGGGAUACCACCAGCAGUGACCGUUAAAGAUGAACCAUCCAAUUAGAAGUGGUUUUAUGUUAAUUGGAUUUCCUGGUAAUCAUAAGCCGUAUAUCGGGCUCAAUCCCUAUGGCUUAUAUAGUGCUAUUGGCAUUAUAUCAGCCAUUAAUCAACACUUUGGCCCAACAUGCGGAUUAUUGGUUACCUGGGUUUGAUUUCGCCACCAUAUGCUUGUCUUCAAUGGAACAAAAAAUGUUUGAUUCGUAUGCUUGAAAGCUGUACAUAUUUUGCUUAGUUUAGCCAGUAUAGACCCGAAUAGACACCUAGUACGCGGAAAGAUAUUUCAUCUAAUCAUUGACCUCAAUUUUCGUUUAGCGUAAAAAAUGAUGCACUUAAAAACUCAAUGUAGAAUUAUAAAAAAGUGAAGGAAAAUGUCGAAAAAAUA